AUGGGAUCUGUCAAAUUUUCCCCAGACACUGAUAUCCCCAGCCUCAAAGGCAAGAUCAUCCUUAUCACUGGAGGGAACUCAGGACUGGGUCUUGAGACCGCUCGCCAGCUGUUGAAACAUGAACCUUCCAGGAUCUUCCUCGCUUGUCGCAGCAAAGCAAAGUUCGACCAAGCCAUCAACGAAUUGCAACAACAGGGCUCUAACACCGAUGCUGUUUCUUUUCUAGCUCUUGAUCUCGCUUCUCUAUUGAGCAUCAAAUCUGCCGCCACAGAGUUCCAGGCGUCCUCCACUCGGCUCGACAUUCUUGUCAACAAUGCUGGCAUUAUGAUGACUCCAGAGGGCCUCACUGAGGAAGGCUAUGAGAUCCAGAUUGGCACGAACCAUAUGGGCCAUGCUUUCCUUACACAUCUCCUCCUCCCUACUCUUGAAGAGACCACCAAGACCAAUCCUGACGUGAGGAUCAUAUUCGUUUCGUCGAUGGGAGAGUCUAUCUCCCCAAAGAAUCCAUACCAGUUCGACCAAUUCAAGACCACCAUGUCUAGCUUCUCUACGCAGUCGCGCUAUGCGAUAUCGAAGCUUGCAAACGUCCACUACGCCGCAGCCCUUGCCGAACGAUAUCCCAAGAUCAAAGUCAUCAGUAUCCACCCAGGAGUCGUACACACGAACCUCACUGCACCGAUUAUCAGUAGCAGUCUUAUCAUGGGAAUGAUUACAAGGCUCGUAACGAGCUUGAUCGCUGUUGACUCUGCGAAGGGUGCCCUGAAUCAGUUAUGGGCAAUGACUGAUCCCAAAGCUGAAAGUGGUGUUUUCUACCAUCCCGUUGGUGUGACGGGCAAAGGAAGCAAACUAAGCCGGGAUAAGGACGCCCGUGAGAAGCUUUGGGAAUGGACACAACAAGAGAUCCGGCAGCACCUCGGCUGAAGGGGUAUGUAAUGAAGGGAAUGUUUGUCAGAGUAGUAGCCUUUUCACUCUUAAUAUUAAUCGCUUGUGAUAGUUGCGUGGUACUAAAUGUACAGCUUUGCCA
Molecule: messenger RNA, 1024 nt
Organism: Fusarium odoratissimum NRRL 54006
Lineage: Eukaryota; Fungi; Ascomycota; Sordariomycetes; Hypocreales; Nectriaceae
Exons: 1
Coding region: 1-921 (306 amino acids)
Source: RefSeq, a predicted model, not a curated record